Messenger RNA from Zootoca vivipara (common lizard), 1597 nucleotides. It is a transcript of the gene SPRYD7, whose product is annotated as SPRY domain containing 7. Gene Ontology annotation, molecular function: protein binding. The record is from RefSeq and is a predicted model, not a curated record. NCBI's taxonomy places the organism in Eukaryota, Metazoa, Chordata, Lepidosauria, Squamata, Lacertidae.
ACGUCGGAGGCCGAGCCAGGGCACCCGCGGGCGGUCGUGUGGGACUCGGGCUCGCGCGGAUACGGUGCGGGCGGCGAUGCGGAGCCUCUCCCGGCAGGGCCAGCAGUACCGGGCGGGCGCCUAGGCCGGGGCGGCGAGGGGCGGAGGGCGCUUCCUCCACAUGGCGGCUCCAGCUGCGCUCUGAGCGGAGAAGCCGAGGGCAGGAGAGGCGGCCAUGGCGGGCUCGUCGGGCUCUUCGGCGCCCGGCCCCGUGUGGUGCUGCCUGCGCUGGGCCUGCUGCGGAGACGCCGGCGGAGGACACAUUGCCCUCAAGGAGAUGCCGCUCGUUCAGCUGGACACGCACAGGAUGGGAACAGAUGUUGUCAUUGUCAAAAAUGGACGACGAGUAUGUGGUACGGGAGGCUGCCUAGCCAAUGCCCCUUUGCAUCAGAACAAGAGCUAUUUUGAGUUUAAAAUCCAAUCUACAGGAAUCUGGGGUAUUGGUGUUGCGACUCAGAAAGUCAAUUUGAAUCAAAUUCCUCUUGGGUGUGAUGUGAAUAGUCUAGUACUGAGAAAUGAUGGAGCCCUGUACUACAAUAAUGAUGAGAAGAACAGGUUGCCAGCAAACAACCUUCCACAAGAGGGUGAUAUUGUGGGAAUUACAUAUGACCAUGUAGAACUAAAUGUUUAUUUGAAUGGGAAAAAUAUGCACUGUCCAGCCUCAGGAAUUAGAGGAACUGUCUUCCCUGUGGUAUAUGUGGAUGACAGUGCCAUUUUGGAUUGUCAGUUCAGUGAAUUUUAUCACACUCCUCCAGCAGGGUUUGAAAAGAUACUCUUUGAGCAACAGAUUUUCUGAAUGUUCCUACUGAGGAUUUACUCCCUAGCACUUUCUACAAAACCUAUUCUUUCAAAGCUUCACAUUAUUCCUAGGACACAAACUUGUAUUUAGUAAUGUUUAGGUGCUUGGGGUGGACAACUGUAUUACCAGGGAAGUAUGUUGCAAGUGUUAGAUUUGACUAUGGUUUUGUAACAUGGACAAUAUUUCCAUUUGAUGUAAAGGGAUGCAGUCCACUACACUGUGAUCCCUGCAUACCCAUGGUGACACUGUGCAAUACAUUAGUGUUCUAUGCUGUUAUGUUCUUAACAAGUCUGAGAAACCACACAACAAUUUAUGAAUUUAAAUAUUGUCCACAGCAGCUCACUAUUUCACUACUGUCAGGUGUUUUAUCUUAUUUUCUAACGGGAUUUUAAUAACAUGUUUAGUUCUGAGUGUUCUUGUGUUAAAAAAAUUAGGGCAAAAUGCCAACUAUAAUAAGCGAAGCCAACCUCUCCCUUAAAGUCUGCUUACUGGAACAAGCAACAGUGGUGAAUAAAUUAUUUGAUUUAUAAAUUGUUUCUUUGGAACUCUUUAAUUAUUUGGGGAGGUAUUUCAUUUACUUUCCCCCAGAAAAUAAUAAAAAAAAUAGGUUGCUUUUUCUUCUGUUUUUGUGAAUGUUUUAGGUUGAUUUUCUGUGUACUCAGAAUAUCAAGAAUUUUGUAAAGCUAAUACCUGUACUAUAAAUCCAGCAAUCUGAAGCAUGUUGUACAUGGACUGCUACAUUAAACUAAAUACUUUUUA